CUCCGAUACUAUCUUCUUCGCAGUGAUGCUAUGGGGAGUAGUGUGAUGGUCCCACUGGUACUGGUGGAUCAACUACCGUUUCAACUCCAAGGAAUCCCGCGGCGGCUGACCCAUCGCCAAAUCUCAGACGAAGGCUGGAGGCUCUGUUCAGAGACUCACGAGGUGUCAUCAGCACUCGCGAUCCAAGCGCCUAUAAUGACCAGCCAUCUAACCCAACCCAGUCCGACUACAAGCCCCCGAUACUUGGCACCAGAUCAUCAUGUGCGUGCUGAACAGCAGAUGACAUCUGUAGACUACUAUCGGCCUACUCGACUUUUUCAUCAGUCUCCAACCGUCGCAAAUUCAGCUCAAUAUCCAGCUCUCGUGAAUUCGCCAGAUCAACAUCGUCCGACGCCUAGCAUUACCCUUGAAAGUCCUUCAUCGCUGACCGACACCUUCGCAUCCAUCUAUCCGAAAGAUGCAAAACGCCUUGGUUACCGCCUCCCCCAUCCAUCCGGCAUUGAGCCCGAUCCAUCCAAGAAAGAGUACUGCACGCACUGGAUCCAAACUGGCGAGUGUAGCUUCGCGGCUAUGGGCUGCAAGUUCAAACACGAGAUGCCUGGUAUCGAGAAGCUGCGUGAACUAGGCUUCGUUCGAGGCAUACCGAGAUGGUGGAAGGAGAAAACUGCUAUCGUUCCUAGACCGCCCACAUGGAUGCAGCGACGGCUGGCUGGGAAUGAAGAUGUGGAGUAUGCAGGGCAAGUACCAGAACCAAGGGAAUUCCCUGACCCUUCUACACUCAAAUUGAGGACCACUGAGGGACACGAUUUAUUUAGUGAGGAAGUACAGCAGCCGCGUAGUAUUCUCAAGAGAGAUCUCUCUCCCAAGCAAACCACAGCAGGUCGCCUAACUCCCCCAGCAGCGAUAGUCAAGCAACCGACUCAGUGUGCGAGCCACAUGCCAGAUCUGCUCAUCGACCUCGAUGAUGCUCCCACUCCAUCACCUAGCCCGCAGUCAUCCUGUACAUCAACGGCCAGC
Alternaria alternata is the source of this 1017-nucleotide messenger RNA. RefSeq lists its product as hypothetical. The record is from RefSeq and is a predicted model, not a curated record. Gene Ontology annotation, molecular function: metal ion binding. The transcript has a single exon. The annotation marks the transcript as partial. Lineage: Eukaryota; Fungi; Ascomycota; Dothideomycetes; Pleosporales; Pleosporaceae.